UAAAAACCGGAAAGGGCUUCCCUAGACUGAGCCUGAAGCUUAACCGGUUCUGAAGUUGUCAGUAUAUAACUUUAUGAGCAAACGCAUUCCAUAUCUUGGUUUUCUUUGGAAAAAACAAUGCACACAAACGUUCCUAAUCGCUUCUGGCUGUUGCAAACUAGGUCCUUCCAAGCACAACGCAGCAGAAAUCCAAACCCAAAGAGAAAUAAGUUAUUAUCAUUGACUAGAGAAGAUGAGGUAGUUAAACAAAAUAAUAUUGCAAUUAGUAAACACAUGAGGAAUGGGCAACUCGAAUCAGCUCAUCGUAUAUUCAAUAACAUGCCACAUCGAACAUGUGUUACUUGGAAUUCAAUGAUAUCUGGUUACUUACAGAAUGACAAAUUUGAUCUUGCUCGUCGUUUGUUUGAUAAUAUGCCUACCAGAGAUCUUGUUUCAUGGAAUGUAAUGCUUAGUGGAUAUGUUCGAAAUCGGAAACUAAGUUUAGCUCGAUUAUUGUUCGAUGAAAUGCCUAACAAAGAUGUUGUUUCCUGGAAUACGAUGUUAUCUGGGUACGCCCAGAAUGGGUGUGUGAACGAAGCUAGAGAGAUUUUUGAUGAAAUGCCGGAGAAGAAUGAUAUAUCGUGGAAUGGUGUACUUGCUGCUUAUAUACAGAAUGGAAGAAUUGAGAGUGCUUAUAAGCUUUUUGAAUCGAAAUCAGAUUGGGAGAUUGUUUCUUGGAAUUCGAUGAUGGCGGGGUUCUUAAGAAGGAAAAGAUUAGUUGAUGCAAGGUGUCUUUUUGACAGAAUGGCAGAGAGAGAUUUAGUGUCUUGGAAUACAAUGAUAUCAGGUUAUGCUCAAAAUGGGGGACUAUUGGAAGCUCAAAAGCUUUUUGAAGAGGCUCCAGUUAAGGACGUGUUUACUUGGACUGCAAUGGUGUCUGGGUAUGUACAGAAUGGGAUGCUAACGGAAGCCAGGACCGUUUUUGAUGAAAUGCCUGAAAAGAAUUCUGUUUCAUGGAAUGCAAUGAUUGUUGGGUACUCGCAAUGUGGAAAGAUGGACAUGGCAAGGGAAUUGUUUGAGGCAAUGCCUUGCAGGAAUAUUAGUUCUUGGAAUACGAUGAUUACUGGUUAUGCUCAGAAUGGGGAGAUUGAUCGAGCUCGAAGUGUGUUUAAUAACAUGCCUAGUCGUGACUCGAUCUCCUGGGCUGCCAUUAUUGCUGGAUAUGCUCAUACUGGAAAUAGUCAAGAGGCUCUGAAUCUUUUUAUAGAAAUGAUGAGAGAUGGAGAAAGAAUGAAUAGAUCUACAUUUACUUGUGCAUUGAGUACGUGUGCUGAUGUUGCAGCUUUGGAGCUUGGGAAUCAAAUACAUGGGCGGCUUGUUAAGGCGGGAUAUGAGUUGGGUUGUUAUGUGGGAAAUGCACUUCUUGCGAUGUAUUGCAAGUGUGGGAGCAUAGAAGAAGCUCAUGAUGUAUUUGAGGCUAUGGCAGAGAAAGACGUGGUUUCUUGGAACACAAUGAUUGUAGGUUAUGCUAGGCAUGGAUUUGGAAAGCAGGCACUGGAAGUCUUUGAGUCGAUGAAGUUGAAGGGUAUAAAACCAGACGACGUCACCAUGGUUGGUGUUUUAUCUGCUUGUAGUCAUGCUGGCUUAGUAAGUAAAGGUACAGAUUACUUUCAUUCAAUGGAUAAGGAAUAUGGCAUUAAGGCAAAACCAAACCACUACACUUGCAUGAUUGAUCUAUUAGGACGAGCAGGACGACUAGAAGACGCUGAGUCUCUCAUGAGAAAUAUGCCCUUUGAGCCAGAUGCAGCAACAUGGGGUGCCUUGCUAGGUGCAAGUAGGACUCAUGGUAAUACAAAAUUAGGUGAAGAGGCUGCUUGGAAAUGUUUAGAGAUGGAACCAGAAAAUUCUGGUAUGUAUGUUCUUCUCUCGAACUUGUAUGCAUCUUCAGGCAGAUGGAGCGAUGUUCAAAAAAUGAGAGUCAUUAUGAGGGACAAGGGUGUAAACAAAGUUCCUGGGUAUAGUUGGAUGGAGGUGCAGAAUAAGAUCCAUAUAUUCUCUGCUGGGGAUUCAGUGCAUCCCGAGAAGGAUAGAAUUUAUGCUUUCUUGGAGGAGCUGGAUUUGCUUGUAAAGAAGGAAGGAUUUGUUUCUGUGACGAAGAUGGUUUUACAUGAUGUCGAAGAGGAAGAGAAGGAGCACAUGCUUAGAUAUCAUAGUGAAAAGUUAGCUGUAGCAUUUGGUAUAUUGAGUGUACCUCCAGGAAGACCAAUUAGAGUGAUAAAAAAUCUAAGAGUUUGCGAAGAUUGUCACAAGGCAAUAAAACUUAUAUCGAAGGUAACAGGAAGGUUAAUUAUAUUAAGAGAUUCUAACCGUUUUCAUCACUUCAGUAAUGGUUCAUGCUCUUGUGGGGAUUAUUGGUAAAGUAAAGAACUGCGGAAACAGGGAUAAUUGUUUUGACUUAAUUCUAUUACCAUGCAAGUUUAUUUCACUUGUUUUCAUAACGGGUGGGUUUAUUGGAGUUCGUUUUAGAAAUACACAACCUCAAUUGAUUAGCCAUAUAGAAGGUGCAAGAAACUUUACUGCUGCUCUCUUGGUUGGGAACUGUUGAGGUAUUGGAUUGCCGACUAACUAAAGCAAGAAAUAUAUUAUGCCGUAUCAGAUCGACGGGGUUUAGUUGACACCAAAUAAGCAAG
Molecule: messenger RNA, 2669 nt
Organism: Papaver somniferum (opium poppy)
Lineage: Eukaryota; Viridiplantae; Streptophyta; Magnoliopsida; Ranunculales; Papaveraceae
Product: pentatricopeptide repeat-containing protein At4g02750
Exons: 2
Coding region: 118-2397 (759 amino acids)
Biological process (GO): RNA modification
Molecular function (GO): protein binding; zinc ion binding; RNA binding
Source: RefSeq, a predicted model, not a curated record